AUGGGCAUCAACUUCUAUCUCAGCUACCAAUGGCUGUGUUGGACGCGGCCAAGUGGGCCGCCUUCCGCUCUGCCAGACGGUAUCGAACGAACGUUUAUCAGGACGCCUGGCGGCGAUAUCGAAUUACUGUGCGCCAGGCCGGCAAGCCCAUCGUCUAGGCCGCCGGUCGUGUUCGCGCACGGAGGCAUGGGCUGCGCAUGGGUCUGGAUCCCAUAUAUGCAAUACCUCGCCCAGAACGGUGUAACAUCAUACGCUGUCUCGACACGCGGUCACGGCGAGAGCUGGCAUCCUAGUUUCCUCCGCAUGCUCUACAUGACGACGAAGAGGAUGUUGGCCGAUGAUUUGCUGGCCGGUAUCCGGGCAGUCGAACAAAAGGAGGGCAGUGAAGUUGUGCUGGUGGGGCACUCCAGCGGUGGCGGCCUCAGCCAGUUUAUCUUGAACGAGGGAGAUGUCAAGGUGAAAGCGCUUGCUUUGCUUGGUGCUGUACCGGGGACUGGCUCGUAUGGUGUGUACUUCAACUGGGCAUGUUUCGACCCGUGGUUCUCCAUCCGCAUGCUCUUCCAUGGCUGGCACUCCAACUCACCUCUGUCGCACCCCUUUCUGACGAAGCGAGCUUUCUUCAGCGAGGAGUACCCAGAGGCGGAUGUCGUGAACUUCCAGCGCCACUUGAAUCGUUACGAGAGCUUUCUCUGGCCUCUUGGAAUGCUUCUUCCCUUCGUCAACGCCCAGAAAUUGCUCAGCAACAUCACCGGCUGGGGCAGCGGGGGUGACCGGGUGCUCAUUAUGGCCGGCACAGGCGAUAAGCUGAUGACAGAACCCGUACAGCGCAAGGCAGCGAAGACGUAUAGGGAUGCCUUUUCAGAGAUGGCCGCCGUAAAAAAAAUCGACGCCGAGGUAAGGGAGCCCGAGAAAGUUAAGGGCGGAUGUGGUCUGGAUGACACCGGUCGAGGUGUCACGCUAGCAUUCGUACCUGGUGCUGGUCAUCAUCUCCAGAACGACGUACAAUGGAAAACUGGAGCGGAAAAGCUGCUUGUAUUUCUAAAGCAACUUUAA
Molecule: messenger RNA, 1053 nt
Organism: Neoarthrinium moseri
Lineage: Eukaryota; Fungi; Ascomycota; Sordariomycetes; Amphisphaeriales; Apiosporaceae
Exons: 2
Coding region: 1-1053 (350 amino acids)
Source: RefSeq, a predicted model, not a curated record